Molecule: messenger RNA, 909 nt
Organism: Phaedon cochleariae (mustard beetle)
Lineage: Eukaryota; Metazoa; Arthropoda; Insecta; Coleoptera; Chrysomelidae
Source: the annotation of a GenBank genome assembly
GAAUCAGCAUCCCUAGCCCGUCCUUGUUAGUCUAAGAAGAAGAAGCCCCAAGCCUCCUAAGCCCAAGCGGCAAAGUUUUUAGAAAAAUGGUUCAUUUGGGUGAAAUUUUUCCCAAUUUCACAGCGAAAUCGACUAUUGGGAAUAUUGUAUUUCAUGACUGGCUCAAGGACUCUUGGGGCAUAUUGUUUUCACAUCCAGCUGAUUUCACUCCAGUAUGCACUACUGAAUUAGCAAAACUACUCAAGUUAUAUCCAGAAUUCGAAAAGAGAAAUACAAAAGUUAUAGCUUUAUCAUGUGAUUCCCUUGACAGUCAUCACAAGUGGAGUAAUGAUAUCAAAGUUUAUGGUGGAUAUUCAGGCAAUGAAAUUCAUAACUUGCCAUACCCUAUUAUUGCUGAUGAGGACAGGGAACUAGCUACCGAACUAGAAAUGAUUGAUCCAGAUGAGAAAGAUUCUCUGGGAAUACCUGUAACUGCUAGAGCAGUAUUCAUUGUAGAUUCAAAUAAGAAAUUGAGGCUAUCUAUUUUAUACCCAGCAACAACAGGAAGGAAUUUUGAUGAAAUACUUCGGGUUCUGGAUUCUCUUCAACUUUGUGAUAAACAUAAAGUGGCUACUCCCGUGAAUUGGAUGCCUGGAGAAGAUGUAAUGGUCCAACCAACAGUAUCUGAGGAUGAGGUAAAGACCCUUUUCCCUUCAUUGACCGUUGUAGCAUUACCUUCUGGAAAGGAAUAUAUAAGAAAAACACCUCAACCAUGAAACAAUCACGUUUUUCAGUUUUCAUUCGUUUUGUGUUAUAUAAUUUCCUAAGAAAAACCUGUUUUUGUUGAAAUCACUAUAUUACAGAAUUAUGUAAGUGAUGAAUUACCAUGUUACUUUGGAUUUAAAAAAAUAAAUUUUUACUUUCAUUAUU